Armigeres subalbatus is the source of this 1592-nucleotide messenger RNA. RefSeq names its product matrix metalloproteinase-14-like. Bases 27 to 1577 code for a protein of 516 amino acids. Gene Ontology annotation, cellular component: extracellular matrix. The transcript has 5 exons. Gene Ontology annotation, molecular function: metalloendopeptidase activity; zinc ion binding. The record is from RefSeq and is a predicted model, not a curated record. Lineage: Eukaryota; Metazoa; Arthropoda; Insecta; Diptera; Culicidae. Gene Ontology annotation, biological process: collagen catabolic process; extracellular matrix organization; proteolysis.
GUUGCCACGAAAGGAGGUUGCUUAGAAUGGCGGUGUUCUCGGUUGUCUGCGCUUUGGCGUCGAUCGUUACUUGUACGAAUGGGUUCCCGCUCUACUUGUCACAAUUUGGCUACCUCAGUGCGAAGUACCGGAAUCCAACCAGCGGGAGCCUGCUGGAGAAGGAUACCUGGGAGAAGGCAAUCAUGGAGUUUCAGAGCUUUGCCGGCCUCAACAUAACCGGCGAGCUGGACGGCGAAACGAUGGAGCUCAUGUCACUGCCACGGUGCGGAGUUCGGGAUAAGGUCGGAUUCGGUUCGGAUUCCCGAUCGAAACGGUACGCCCUCCAGGGCAGUCGGUGGAAGGUGAAAGCGCUUACCUAUAGGAUAUCGAAGUAUCCGUCGCGGCUGGAUCGCGCCGAAGUAGAUAAGGAAAUAGCUAAGGCUUUCUCGGUGUGGAGUGAGUACACCGAUCUGUCGUUCACGCCAAAGAAGAGCGCCCCAGUGCACAUAGAUAUUAGGUUCGAGGUUAACGAGCACGGCGAUGGUGAUCCGUUUGAUGGCCCGGGCGGUACCCUGGCGCACGCUUACUUCCCGGUUUACGGAGGGGAUGCUCAUUUUGACGAUGCGGAGUUUUGGACGAUUGGAAAGAGUCGGGGGACGAAUCUGUUCCAAGUUGCUGCUCACGAGUUUGGUCACUCGCUGGGGUUGAGUCACUCGGAUGUGCGGUCGGCCCUGAUGGCACCGUUCUACCGGGGGUACGAUCCGGUGUUUCGGUUGGAUUCCGAUGACAUUCAGGGAAUCCAAAGUCUCUAUGGACGCAAAACCGGUGGAAGCUCCAGUGGCAGUGGGUUCAACCCACCCCGAACAACAUCACGUCCAGUGCAACGAGAUCCAGACUCCGAGCUGUGCUCCUCACCCAAGAUCGACGCCAUGUUCAACACCGCGGAUGGCAGUACGUACGCCUUCAAGGGGGACAACUACUACAAACUGACGGAGAAUGCCGUAGCGGAGGGUUAUCCAAAGAAAAUUGCCGAAGGAUGGCCUGGACUACCAGGAAACAUCGAUGCCGCUUUCACGUACAAAAAUGGGAAGACGUACUUCUUCCAGGGGACCAAGUACUGGCGGUACUCCGGCCGACAAGUGGACGGAGACUACCCGAAGGAGAUCAGCGAAGGAUUCACCGGUAUUCCGGACCAUCUGGACGCUGCUCUUGUUUGGGGCGGUAACGGCAAAAUCUACUUCUACAAGGGUAGCAAGUUCUGGCGGUUCGACCCGCUGAAGCGGCCGCCGGUCAAGUCUACGUACCCGAAACCCAUCUCCAACUGGGAAGGGCUGCCCAACAACAUUGAUGCUGCGCUGCAGUACACCAAUGGCUACACUUACUUCUUUAAGGACGACAAGUACUAUCGGUUUAACGAUAGGACGUUCUCAAUUGACCAAACAGACCCACCAUUCCCACGGCCGGUGGCGCACUGGUGGUAUGGCUGCAAGAAUACCCCCACGACUUUCGACACGUUAGGUAAUGUUAAAGCAAUUAAGAAUGAUGAAGACCAGCACGACAAUGUCGCCGAUGAUUUGAUUUUGGAUGCGGGUGAGUGAAACCGACCUUUCCUG